AUGCAAUCACUUGAUCCUCUAUUCACUCCAUCUAUUUUAAUUGAAAAAGUUAAAAUGACAGAAUAUAUUCAUAGAUUUGGACUUCCUUAUAAUGAAAGUUUAAUUUGUGCAUUUAAAUGUAGUUGUAAACAAUCAAUAUCAAAAUUAGGGAAAUUAUAUGUAUUUAAUAGAUAUAUUUGUUUUUGGCCUCAACUUCUAAAAUUUAAUGCUGAUGUUUGGAAGUUUGAAGAUAUUUCAGGUAUUAAAGCAAAAGGUAAAUCACUUAGAAUUUUAUUUGUUAAAUCAAAUAAUUCAAACAUUAAAAUUAGUGGAAUAGAAAAUUCAGAAAAAUUUAUUCAAAUUGUUACUCAACACUGGAAUAAUUAUUGUACUUUAACAAAUAGAGUGUUAAUGACUUCAGAAUCUGAAGUAGAAAAAUCAGAAGAUUCAUCAGAUAUUUCUAAUGAUUCAAUUAUUAAUGGAACACCUUCAGAAAUUGCACAAAGUAGUGUUUCUUCAUCUCCUACUCCAUUUAUUAAUUCAAAUGUUAAUACUCUUAUAUCACAAAGUUUACCACCAUCUGUACCAAAAAAAGUUUCGUAUGAAGGAUUUUUAACUGCUACUGAAUUCCAACCAGGAGGAGAAACUGAUUUAGAUUGUUCUGUUAAAGAAUUUUAUGAAAAAUUUGUUAGAAAUGAAGCUAAAGAAAAGUUUAAAGAAAUACUUGCAGAAAAAGAGUUAACAAAUAUCAAUGUUUCUGAUUGGGAAGUAAGUGAACAAUUUGGAUUUGUUAGAAGUCAAGACUUUAUUGUUCCAUUAAAAGGAAUACCUAUUGGACCAUCUUCUGCACAUGCCAUUGUUAAUGAAAUAUAUUAUUUUGAAGGAGAUAAUUUAAUUAUAUGUUCUACUAAUCAAACACCUGAUGUUCCUUAUGGAGAUUCAUUUAAACUUGAAUUUAAAACUACUAUUUCACCAAAAGGAGAAAAACAAUGUCAUUUUGUAGAAGACUUUGCAGUAGUUUUCUUAAAAAAAGUUAUGUUAAAAGGAACUAUUGAAAGUCAAGGUGUUAAUAAUGCAAAGAAAGAUAUUGAUGUAAUGAUUAAGAAGUAUAUAGAAAAAAUUUCAGGUAAACCUGCUUCAAGUGGUGAAAUUGAAUUUAUUGAUGAUGAAGUACCAGAACCUAAAUUCUUCAAACAACCAAAGAUGAAAACUAUUAUUGAAACAACUAUUCCUAUAACUCCUCUUCAAUUUUUCAAUACAUUUGUAGAAAAUAAAACACGUUCAAAACAAAUUAAAUUAAGAGAAGAAUUAGGGCAAACAAAUAUAGAAAUGACUGAUUGGAAAAGUAUUCAAAAUGGGUUUACUAGAAAUAUUAAUACAAUUGAACCAGUUGAUACUCCUAAUGGAAAAGUAACAACAAGAGCUCAAAUUCAACAAUUUUAUCAAUUAAAAAAAUCAGCAUUAAUUAUUGGAUCUAUUAGAAAUUAUCUUGAUUCUCAAGAUUAUUAUUCAACUGAAACUAGACUUCUUUUAAAUUUAUCUAAAAAUAAUGAAUCUAUUUUAACUAUUCAAGCUAAUAUUCUUUUAAAAAAGAAAGGUGAUGAAAAAGAAAAAGAUUUAAUGUUAAAAUAUGAAAAAGAAUGUAGACAUCUUAUUCAAUCAUAUGUUGAUAAAUUUGAAUAUGAACAAAGAAUUAAAGAUACUAAUAGGGGUAUUGUUAGUAAAGUUAGUGAUUGUGUUGUUGGACUUACUUUUAAAGAAAAAAUGAUGGCUACUCAAAACAUUUUAUUAUUUCUCAUAUUCCUCGUUCUUUUUGGUAUUUUCAUUAAGGGGUAA
Entamoeba histolytica HM-1:IMSS is the source of this 1815-nucleotide messenger RNA. RefSeq lists its product as uncharacterized. NCBI's taxonomy places the organism in Eukaryota, Evosea, Mastigamoebida, Endamoebidae. The transcript has a single exon. The coding region runs from base 1 to 1815 and encodes 604 amino acids. The record is from RefSeq and is a predicted model, not a curated record.